This is a messenger RNA of Chara braunii, 3618 nucleotides long. NCBI's taxonomy places the organism in Eukaryota, Viridiplantae, Streptophyta, Charophyceae, Charales, Characeae. The record is from the annotation of a GenBank genome assembly.
CUAGUCGGCUAAGGUCCAAGUAUAGGAGCAUAAUAGCUCAUAACGUUGUCUUGCAUGGUGACGCACUGUGUUUAUGCUACGAAGAAGGUUUAAAGUCAACGAGCGGAUUGAUAGAGUGAAGAUUACUUGGCUGAAGGAACACACUGUGACGGUAAUCUUUCGAGAACGGGCGAGGUUCCUUCCCAAGAAAGUAAAAGAUGAUAUCGUACGUGCUUAUGAAGAUGACAAGAUCCAAGAUGGAAGCCUAGAGGCGGAGAAUUUUCGACGUGGGAGAGUAAAGGUGGAGAGUCCAAAUGUGGUCUUGUGCGUUGCGAAAUCUAGGGCGAUUGCGGCUUGGAUGGUUACUAAGGGACAUGAUGACAUCACAAUUGGCCUCGAUACCUACAAGAUGAAGUUCAAACCGUGGAUGUCGAAGGCACAACCCCGAGAACAACGUCGAGAAGAGGACGAGCUUACCUUUUGGGUAAUAGCGGUCCAAGUGCCACUCGACUCCCUCUUCUACUUAGAGGCACAAGUGGCGAAGGCAAUUGGCCCCAUAAUUCGAACUCAUCCAACGGAACCAGAUUUAAGUCAUGAAUCAGAACGUUUCUUGGGAGUGCAGAUAGCCUUUAUCGAGUUGCAUGGAAGCCCAAGAUGGGAUUUUACAGCAAAAGAUUACGCAAAGGAUGGUAUCUUGAGGCAAGCGCACCUAUCAAUCUACGGAAGGGCCAUGGUUGUCAAUGGUGCCCUAUUCGCAUUAUUGUGCUCCUACAAGUCAAGAGGGAGAGAUACACCGUUCAUUGGAGGACAACGCGAGUUCUACAGGCAGUGUUCCGGUAAGCGGAUAUUUUGGCGCCAAAAGCUCCGGGACCACACCCUCGUCGUCUUUGAUGACGAUACUGUAGAGAAGUGGCCAUUGGAGGUCGAGGGUGUGGCGAACAGCAGUGAGUCUGGGAAGGGGGAAGUCACUGUUGCAGUGGUCAGCAAGGGAGGACAACCACCACCGAUGAAGAAGAAGAAACCACGCUGGUUCUCGGAGCAUCCCGGAAUUGCCGCUGGGAAGCCAUGGGAAAAGAUGGGAAUGUCACAGGAAACGUGUAAAGACGACGUUCUCCCUGUGCUGGAUGGAAGAGGUCUGAGGAUUGAUGAGAGGACGCCUGAAGAAUGUCGGCCAGCUUUCCUCAAGACGGGGACCAUCUCUCAGGGGACCGGCUCAGCGUAUGCUGAGUUUGGCAACACCAAGGUCUUAGUUGGAGUGUACGGGCCAAGGGAGACAAACAGGACCUCGGUGGAUGUGGGGAGGCUUGUUUGUGAUGUGAAGGUGGCGGCGUUUGCGACUCCAGUGCGAGGCAAAUAUGGGCAAACGAAGGAUGACCGCGAGUAUGGGGUGAUGUUGCACAGAUCAUUAAUCGGAGCCGUUGAUGUCCACUCGUUUCCUGGGUUGACUGUUGAUGUGUUUGCACUCAUUCUUCAGUCAGGAGGCGCAGACAUUGCAGUUGUGACAACAUGCGCAUCUAUGGCACUUGCACAUGCGAGAGUCCCUAUGCAUGACCUGGUAGCAGCAACUUGUGUCUCCUAUGUUGAUAAGGAGCUACUCCUAGAUCCGUCAACAGAGGAGGAGAGGCAGGAGGAUGGAGCGCUGUAUUUGGCAGCAAUGAGCGGUAAGAACGAGGUCACCCACUUUACAAUGAAAGGCGAGUGGUUGCAGGAAAGGACAGCAGAAGCUGUUGGCAUGUGUAUGGAUGGUUGCAUAAAGCUCUCUGAGUUGGUUGAUUCAUUAUUGAAAGAGCAAACAGACAUUUGACAGCAAAUGAUCUUGUUUUUCAAAGAGAAAUGAAGGGUUGUGUUUUUCUUUGCAAGUUUUGUCCUCGGCUCCGGGAAGGUGAGAAUUGAAAGAGUUCAAUUAUAACUUCACAAUACCUACACACACGAGGGACUGAAUUGCAAUGAAUGGCCAUUUUCAGAACAGUAGUGGAACGUAGCUUGACGAGCGAGAAAUGCGCCAAAACUGUAGUGGCACAUAGCCCGUAAUGAUAGAGAUGGCAAAUAAGGAAUGUUCCCAGAACUCUCAUGCAGUUGGAUGAGAGGAGUGAUUGAGGGGCUGCUGCUGUAAAGUUUUGAUCAUUUUGAUCGUUUGUUUCCCACGGUUCUGCCACAGUAUGCAUGCCCUCACUUCGCGUCACGUAGAUGUUGAAAUUGAAAUGUGCGCAUGGGCAGGUGUUGUCACGAAGUGAACGUGGUCAAGGUUGUGGGCCAACUUCCUACGUACGUGUCUUAUAUCUGCUGCCUCGCUUAGCGGUGGUCAUGAGCAUGUUCACACUAGGACUUUUUACGCUGAUCUCUGGGCAUAAUUGCGGUUAAAUACAUCCAGAGGGUCCCAGUGUGAGGAUGCUCUUGAUUGUUACGAAAGAAUGUUUGUUUUCGUACGAGGGCUCGUCAAGCCACUCUGAUUGUUGGAUUCUGAGCACUGUUGCUGCCCCAGACUGUGUGUUUGAGAGAGAUGCGAAACACACAGCUGACGGUGCAGUUCUUCGUUGUCCCUUCGGUGAUUGGUUAUGAUGUGCACAAGAGGUGUGUGUCUGCCUGGAGUUAUCACCUUCAACUUUGCUUUUUUCUGUUUGCUGGCACGACUUGACGCCGGCGUCAGAGUUUUGGUAGAACAUGAAAAUGGAAGGAAAACAGUCGGUAGUCUUGCCAAACUGACGGAGAGCCAUACGUGUGUGCAUGGGGCUGGUCGGGGGGGAGGCAAAAGGUCUGUGAGUGGCAAGGAAAGUUUGUGGAGUGUAUAUAUGUGCAUGCAGAGCUUGUGUGGGCAAACACAAGCGUGGUAUUGCAACGUAUGUAUGGAUUGAUCAAGUCAACCUUGUGCAUGCUCUCGUUCGCGGUUGUGCCUGCUCGGUUGAAUCAUCCCAUUGGAGCAUAAAUGUGUUACGGGAAAAAAACUACUGCGUUUGAUGGAUGCCUUUCUCGUGUGUGAGAUAUCGAAGACGCCGAUUGUUGUCUGUUGGCACUGCAGUCGUUGCGUCAGCAUUUUUGUCAUGCGAAGGUUGUUGGUUUGCUCCAUCCCUACAGCAAGAGCCCUCAUGCGUUACAUGGACAGCAGGGUGUCCACAGCACAGGGUCAGUCCCGUGCUUGCCUGACAUGGUCUGAUCUGCUGUUUGAAUCCAGGAAAGGGGUCCACCUACUGUCUGUGUCGAACCUGCACGAUUGCUUCCAUGUGCUCUGCCUCAUCUACAGUACUGAUCGACCAACGAUCUGUCAUGUGGAACACUUGCAGCAGGCUUCCAUGUUGUCGUAUGAGGGAGGUUGUGAUGUCAGACUGUCUGGCUGGUCAUAGUAUGUUAGCGCGGCAAAAGGAAAAUGAGCAGAACUACCUGUAUGUGGCUGCUGGUAGUCUGUCAGGCUCUCAGAUCAGCACAGUUAUACACUCCACAAUUUGCAGCAGGCAUCAAUGGUAUUGGGACACAAGAGGUUAACGGGCAUCUGGUUUUCAGGCCUGAAAUUUCUGAAAUUAGGGUUUUGGGCUCAAAUUUCAUGUUUUUUUGGAAUUUCAAGUUUUUGCUAUAUAUGCAUUUUGAUAGGGUUGCCGUAUAUGAAAUUUGGGGUUAUUUGGAGUUUUAGAAUUUGCGCUAUUAAGA